AGGCGAUCAUACGUAUCCGCGCGCUCUAUAUUUAAACAUCGUCCGAUCGCGAAAAACUUUUGUGUCGUGUAUUAAAAAAAAUAUUAACAAGAAAAUGAACUAUAUUUUUGGUGCCGUGAUCUUUGCUCGUAUGUGUCAAGACUGAUCCAGCGUGGGGUACUUGAAGAGGCUAAUUACGAGUCGCUAGGCUAAUUGGCUGGGCCGGCGUUUCAUGAAGUGCGAGAGGCGAGUGCCGCAUCAGCCGAGCGGCAGUCCAGUGUUAAGCUCGCAAAUGCUGGCCAUGGAUGUUACGAAGGAAGCACGUUCGUCUCCCCUGCCAGCUACAUCGCAGGCAACGACUGUAACAUCUGCACAGAAUCCUCCUCAACCACAGAUAUGCGCUGGGUGCAGCAAAGUGAUCACCGAGCGGUAUCUCUUGAAGGCUUUGGAUCAACUGUGGCACGAGGACUGUUUGAAGUGCGGCUGCUGCGACUGCCGACUCGGGGAGGUUGGCCACACUCUAUACACGCGCGCCAACCUAAUUCUCUGCAAGAGAGAUUAUUUGAGGUUAUUCGGCAAUACUGGAUACUGUGCCGCUUGUAAUAAAGUGAUCCCCGCGUUCGAAAUGGUGAUGAGGGCUCGCAGUAACGUCUAUCAUCUGGAAUGCUUUGCUUGUCAACAAUGCAACCACAGAUUUUGUGUGGGCGAUCGAUUCUAUUUAUGCGAAAAUAAGAUUCUCUGCGAGUACGAUUACGAAGAGAGGCUGGUUUUCGCAAACAUGGCGUACAAUCCACCACCACUGGCACAUCUCAAGCGACAGACUACGCAUUUGCCUCCACCUCCGACGAGCGGUGCGAUGGGCGGCCUCAUGAACGGGUCAGGUCGUUCCGGCGACAUGAACAACAACAUGUCCGGUUCGUCUCCGGCUCCGUUUGCUGCCCCCCCGCACCUCAAGCCCCUGGGCCUCUCGGCAACCAGCUGAGAUUACCGCGUAUGAGACGCGGCCCACCCGUAUGCCAAGUAUCAAAACUGAACAGUCGUACUAAGUAAGCGACCCAAAGACUAGAGCGUCAGUGUGUUAAAACAAAAGUGGGUAAUUUGUGUCAGUGUUAUAUUUAUUAUGUAAUAAAAGCAAAGUAAAUGCCAAACCGUAGUUAGUUGUCAUUGUUACUAGUUCGUAAUUAUUUGAUGACGUAAUUUAGAUCGAAUAAAAACAAUUUUUUUUAGUAAUAUAAUUGUUUGAUCUCAAUGAACGAUUUCAAUUAAUUAAAAUAGCAUAAUGUUUAUCGUGGAAGCCUGAACGAUCUUGUAAACUAUUUGGAGUUUGCUAACAAAAAGAAAAGUUCGCAUUAGCUAGUUAGUAUCGAAGGUGAUUGUACGUGUGACAAGCUCUUAGAAGUGCGGGCUUAAAGACUGGCAGGUUUUAGUGAAAAAUAUAAAUUUAUGAAAUAAUUGGCGUUGAUGUAAAUAGUAUCGUUUAUUGUAGUUUAAUGUAAAAUAUGAAAUAGUACAAGAUUCUUUUGUCUCAAUUCCUGGAUCGAAUAACGUAUAAUUUGGGCUAAGCCAUUUUAAUUUUAUAUUUUAGUUUACAACAUUCUGAUUUUACUGUCCAAGAAUGCGGUCGAAGACAAACUUUUGCAUGUUAUUAUCAAAUAAUUUCGGUAAAAUAGUAAAUUGAUUUAAAACGAUUUUCUUUGAUAAUAAUUUGUUGUUUCGUUUUAUGUAAAUUGUAAAAACUGUUAAGUUUUAUUAACAAUAUUGUUGAAACGUUUGUAUUAUUUAUGUAAAUAAAUUUCCAUAGCCUAUUAUUGUAUUUCGGUAAAUAAGAAAUGUUCGAACUGUGUAGCUGAUGUUUUAAAUGUAUAAAAUAAUAUUCAAUAUUAAAUAGUUCAAAUUAGUUUUUUUAGAUAUAAUAUUGUAAUUAUAUUACGUUUAUUUUGCAUUUCAUCUAGAUGCAGCUGCCAGCAAACUAUUCAAUAAUUUAAAUUUCAAUGAUGCUAAUAAUCUUAGAAUCCUAAAUAAUAAAUAAUACGUUGGCGGCUACACGUCCUCCUGCACUCGUAAAUGUAGACAAUCCUUCACACGUUUGUAUAAAUAUGAAUGUGACAGGUCUUUAACCAAUGAUACGACCAAAGAUGUAGCUCAUUAAA
Molecule: messenger RNA, 2129 nt
Organism: Bombyx mandarina (wild silkworm)
Lineage: Eukaryota; Metazoa; Arthropoda; Insecta; Lepidoptera; Bombycidae
Gene: Bx
Product: LIM domain-containing protein Beadex
Biological process (GO): positive regulation of transcription by RNA polymerase II
Cellular component (GO): nucleus
Molecular function (GO): DNA-binding transcription factor binding; transcription coactivator activity
Source: RefSeq, a predicted model, not a curated record